UCUCAAUGUUUUAAAUGUUCACAGGGAUUUAUGGCCAACCAAAAUCGUUCAGAUUGUGAGCCAAUUGCUACCACGGUGUUAAAUUGGCGUGAUCCCGUCAGUAUCGUAAUUUUAAGUUUUAUUCUCUUAUCGUUGUUAUUGCUCGUAUUUAUUCUUAUUGUUUAUAUCAGAUAUGAGAAUACACCCAUCGUUAAAGCAUCAAACAAGGUGAUGUCUUAUCUACAACUUUUCAGUGUCAUUUUAUUAUUUUUCCUAGCUGCAUCCUAUCAAUUUGAGGUUUCAACAAGUUUAUGCUGGCUUCAAUAUACCAUGACAGGCACUGCUUUCCCCUUAUGUAAUGCGUGCUUACUCGCUAAAACUAAACAUGUUGCGGAUGUAUUCAGUGCUAGUUCCAAUAUUAGACGAGUAAGAAAUCGAUCCAAAGGUCAAUGGUAUAAAUCACUUAUUCAAAUACUAUUUGUAUUUUCAAUCACGGCUAUCGCCAUGAUUGUUUGGUUGAUCUUUGGUAUUAUUGAUCCACCACAAGCUAUCUACGAUUAUCGAUAUGAAAAUCAAGUCUAUGUGCGUUGUACAACUCGAUUACACCUUGGAUUGGGCAUUGUAAUUGGCUAUACCCUAAUCUUAGCCACCAUUUGCACUAUAUUAGCAUGGAAGACAAGAAAAUUACCUGAUAACUUUAAUGAAGCUCGCUACGUAUUUAUUUGUUCAUUUAGUAUUUUAGUGAUUGUCGCUCUAUCAGUACCAGGUUAUUAUAGUACAGUGGGAUUAGUGCAAUCGGCGUUUGCAUCGAUAGCGGUAAUUACUUUUGGACUAGCGACAUUAUUGCUACUAUUUGUUCCUAAAGUCUACACAAUUCUAUUUAGACCUGAUUUAAAUACUAGGGAAGCUAUACUUCGUUCCAUUCAAGAAUUUAGCUUUAAUGCAGAUACACGCAUAAUAUCCAAAUCGAAUCAAACAUCACGUCGUACUAGUUUUUCU
Trichoplax adhaerens is the source of this 978-nucleotide messenger RNA. RefSeq lists its product as uncharacterized. Gene Ontology annotation, biological process: G protein-coupled glutamate receptor signaling pathway; regulation of synaptic transmission, glutamatergic. The record is from RefSeq and is a predicted model, not a curated record. Gene Ontology annotation, molecular function: adenylate cyclase inhibiting G protein-coupled glutamate receptor activity. Gene Ontology annotation, cellular component: membrane. NCBI's taxonomy places the organism in Eukaryota, Metazoa, Placozoa, Uniplacotomia, Trichoplacea, Trichoplacidae. The transcript has a single exon. The annotation marks the transcript as partial.